Messenger RNA from Glossina fuscipes, 2108 nucleotides. RefSeq lists its product as uncharacterized. Lineage: Eukaryota; Metazoa; Arthropoda; Insecta; Diptera; Glossinidae. The coding region runs from base 111 to 2108 and encodes 665 amino acids. The record is from RefSeq and is a predicted model, not a curated record. The transcript has 10 exons.
UUGGCUUCUCUAGAGCACAUUUAUAGCCGUCACAAAUAGAAGAUCUAAUCUAGUACAUUUGCAUUGUAAUAAAAUGAAAGAAGAAAAUAAGUUUGCGACCAUCCAGCAAUAUGGCUACGAAACGUAUAUAUCGCAGGCAGGAAGAUGAACUUAACAGACGAAAAGCGGCCCGUUUGCGUUUUCAGAAUUUAAUACGGAGUGUAGCCUGGAAUCGUAUUUGGUUAGUAGAUGUAGGCGAUCAAAAAUUAUCACUAAAUGUUAAAAAAAAUAUCAAUAUGCUAGUGCGAACUCGCCGUAAGAUUGGUUUAUUAACAAUAGCUGAGAAGUCGCUGAUAAGAACGCAUCAUUCUCUACGUAGCAAUGAGGAGCGUAAAAGUCUGGUAAAGUUAAUAGCCGGACUAACAUGCUUUUCAAAAAUAUCACCGAAAGUACGAGCUCGUUUAUGUAAAGUAAUAAAAUUUAUGGUAAUUGGGCCAGGACGUACUUUAAUCAGAGAAGGGGAUCCUCCAUCUGUAGUGUAUUUUAUAUUAACGGGUGAAGUGGAAGUCAGGAAAAAAUUUUAUGAUCAUAUAGUCGGUAAAUGGGUGAAUAGAAUUCAGAUGCUAAUCGGUCCUGGCGAAUGUGUGGGGGACGUAGAAUUGAUUGAAGGAUGUUUAAGAACACAAACACUGACCACCACUGAUGUCGUUGAAUUAUUGGUCGUUUUCGAAGAGGACUUCAAUGCAAUACUUCGGAAGGAAAUGACAAAACAUUGGAAUGAACGUAAAGCUGCAUUAAUGUGCUUAGAUUAUUUUAAAAGCUUCACUAGAGAGCAGAUCAUUGAUACCUGUAAAGUGAGCUUAGUAAGACAAUUUGAGCCACUUGAGACCAUAUAUUACGAGGACAAGGGACAAGCUAGUUACGUUCACUUUGUAAUCAGCGGCGAAUGUAUGAUCUUACAAUGUUUAAAAAUGCGCGUUACAAAAAAGGAUAAAUCAAAACAUUAUGAAUUGAUUGACAUAGUCAACGCAACGGGAGCUGGCUCAAUUUUCGCUGUAUCCAGCAGUCGAGAAGUGAUGAGAGUAGAUAGUCGAAUCGACGUUGCGGUUCAUGGAAAUAUUUACGAUAUUGAUGAAUUACUCGAAUCCGAUGAAAAAGCAUCAGCUGUAGAGGUUCAUAAAGUUGAUCUAAGAACGAUAGAAGCCAAAUGCCAAGCCUUAAGAAUACCAGUUAAAGAAGCAUUAUCCACGUCUUCUUCAUAUGAAUCUUGGUCGAUUGAAGGGGAACUUGAAGAGAAUUACGAAAAUGAAGAAGAAUUUGAAUACGAAGAGGCACGCCUUAGAAAAACUCGAAAAUCUAACAAGCUGAGAAAGAAAUUUUCUCGAAGACAUCGCGUCACCAGUAUGUUUGACAGAGAAGAGCGCGAGGAAGAAGAUCAAGAAACAGUAGAAGACGGGGAAGAAGAAGCCGAAGAUGAAUCUUUAACGAUAGCUUCACGUUCUAUAGAAACAUCAAAUCUUCCUCCAUCUAUUCUAACAUCUGCUGCAGCGUCUACUCCAUCAUCUAGUGAAACACAACAAUUGAAAACAAAGGCACUUCAACGUCAUCAUCAUUAUCGACGCAAAAAGCAAAAACACAGACAAAGUGAAGUUGAAGAAAUUGACCCUCAUCGUGAGAGUUCUGUGCACAUUUCCGAUAUAGACACAUCUCUUGAAUCUGAUGAGUCGUAUCAAUAUUGGAUACCAUAUCAAAAGCCUGCUCCCGUCCGAGAGAAUCAUUUUAUUGAUGUCGGCUCUUUAACAUUUGGCGGUAUUUUCGGGUUGGGUGAGAUAUCGGAACAUCGAGUAAUCAUGGCACGCACUACUGUACAGUGCUUGCUAAUACCACGGUUUUGGCUUUUUGAGAAAGAGCAAUGCCCCGGUAACAUUUGGCAACGUAGACGAUUUUAUUUAGAUUCAACAAUACCGUCUCGGGACACAUUGUUUAAGGAUUUUCUGACCACACUUCAAUGGCAAAAAUUCAAAGCGGAUGUUUUAGAAGAGUACGUUGGUCCUAAUUCACCCGCAAAUGCAACGCAAACUCAGGAUGUACCAAUUAUUUGCCGUAUUGUUGAAGCUAGCGAUGAAUAA